UUGCCUAAAACCUGGAUAACAUCCAGGCUUAGAUUCACAAAUGGUAUAUAACUGUCACAAUGCUUAAGUAACAAGCAAUGUGAAGAAAAAUGCUAAAUAAAAAAUCAAAAGAAUUGAGGUUACUGUAAAUCAGAGACAAAAACAGAAAUUGCUGGAAAAGCUCAGCAGGUCCAGCAGCAUCUGUGGAGAGAAAACAGAUUUAACACUUUGGAUUGAGUGACCUCCUUCUUCAGAACUGAUCCAACAGGGAAGGCAUUUGGAGUAAGUGACAAGUUGAAUCCAUCAAGAACUUGCUCUGGUUUCCAUGUCAAAUCUUCCUGAAGACUAAUUUGUUUGGCAAGUUUGAUAAGAUCACAACCAGAAUAUUUACCUGAUGAGUUAGGCUGUUAGCAAGGUGUUUAACAAACAAUGAUAAGCAUCAAUUGUGAAUUUGCUUUCGUCUAGCAUAAAAGCAUGCCAAAGCCGCUUGAGAAAAACAGUAUUGACGCAGUAAGAUGAUCUGGACAUGUCAAGAUAGCCUCCACCAAAUAUCUCACCAAACUGUACCACACAUCUCACCAUAGCCCACAGUGCUCAGACUGCUGUAAUAUUCUGCACUGUGUGAUAAGUGGCUUGCUUCCUGAUCCCCAAAUGCCUAGUCAUCAUCUACACACUUCAAUUCAGGAUUAAGUUUGAAUGAUCAGCACUCACUCAGAUGAACAAAAUUGUAAUCAUACUCAAUGAGGUGAUCAUCAAUUAGACAAUCCUGAUCCAAAUAUCAAAACUUUAACCAAUAAAUUCAAUAGCUACUUCUCUGCCAGCAACAACAUACUGUGUAUAAUUCACUGUAAAAACACACCAGACUUCCUUCAAAAGCAUCUCCAAACCAUGCAAUUUCUAUUACAUAAAAGCAGAAGAGUAGUACUCUUGUGGGCAUGCUAUCCCUACGCACAUUUCCCUCUUAAGUCUCCCUACUUGGUUAUUUCUUUUUGAUCCUUCAUGUCAUUGAGUCAGAAUCAAUGUUCACUCUAAUAUUUGUUGUGCUGCAUUGACCUCUGAGUAGUCUGAGUGAUAUAUUUAAACCGGAUGCUGUUUGACCUGCUAAAUAUUUCCAGCAUUCUCUGUUAUAAUUAUCAUAAAGACUGCAAUGGUUCAAGUAAAAGGUAACUUGACAAUAAAUAUAGUCUUAUUAGUGCUGUAACCAUUUGGCAGAACAAAUAAUAACUUUUGCACUUAGACUUUGUUAAUGUAUUCCAUUGUAAUAUAACUCCAAUGUGAUUCUUCUGCCCUAUUUAACCCUUGAUGAGUAUAUCACCCAGCAGACGUGAUUUCUGGUACUGCAAAGAAAGACCAUAUGUCCAUGAGAUGUAGGAGCAGAAGCAGAACCAGAAUCAUUCAGCGCAUCAAGUCUGCUGCACCAUUCAAUGAAAGCAUGGCUGAUCUGAGGUUCCCAUGAAGAUCAAAACCAGAGAGCCAGCAGCUGAAAAACAGAAACAACAGCAAAGUUUGAUGAAUAAAGGACACUGAACAGACAACAAAGGGAGACUCCUUCACUGUUUGUAAAAUCCAAAUGCAUGGUAAAUGAUGCUUUGAAUGUAAAACACCCUUGUCUAAAAUAUUUUGCUUAUGUGGUAUGAAAUACAGUGAAAAAUGUCAUACGCGCUUAUUAGCCUAUGUCAAUGUUUAUGUUCCUCCCAACCUUUUUCCCAUCCUUUUAACUAUAUCAAAGUGGCUUCCUAUUCCGUUCAGGUACAGGCUUUCCCCGGGUUACGAAUGACCGACUUACAAACAUCCGUACUUACCGAACCGACCUCCGUAAAGUCUAUUAUUCUAAAAAAAGGGUUACAUACAAUGGUUCGUACUAAUGAACGAACGGAUUACUUUGCGUGACCCUCAAGACACUGCAUGUUUUCAGCCUGAGGGAGAACAACGUCACGCUGUCAUUUGGAACAAAUUGUGUCCCCAAUUCGCAGAUGGUUUUAAAGAGUUCACACCUGAGGGCAUCACCAAAGCCAGGCAAGCUGUGGCUGAUAUUGGUAAUAAUCAACUGCAGUUAGACAUUAAUGAAGGUGAUGUCGUAGACUUGCUUGAAUCCCAUGCCGAAGAACUGACCAAUGAGGAACUUAUGGAGCUGGAGCAGCAGAUGAUAGCAUUUGAGGAAGAAGGGCGGGUCCUAGAAACUCCAGAACCCAAUAGGUUUUUGACAAAGGAGUUAGCUGAAGCCUUUCAUCUCAUUGAAACAGGGAUGGCAAAGUUAGAGGAGCAAGAUCCUAAUAUAGAGAGGUUCACGAAAAUUUAUCGGACAUUUACCAAUGGUCUCAGCUGCUGCAAGGCCAUUUAUAAUGAAAAAAAGAAAAGCUCUGUUCAAGCCACUCUUAAUGUUUACUUUAAGAAAUUGACUUCAGAAAUAAACCUCCACUCUCCAGCAGCAGAAUCAGACCCUGACUCUUCAUUAACAGUAUCAAUCCCUGACUCAGCACCAGGCCCAUCAUCCAAUUAAUAAAGUAAUCUUAAUUAUUAAUUAACGCUCCCUCUGGUAUGCAAGACAUUGAUUGGAACAAGAAUAAGUGUUAAGCUUUAAUGAUUUUAUUUUCUAUCUAAACAGUUUAAGAAAUGUUUCUUCAAUGUUUUUUAUAUGCAUGUACACACAUUUUCUUUCUCUCUCAAUUGUAAAUAUUGUACUGUACUGUAGUUACAUUUAUUAUUAUUACUGUAUUAUUAUAUUUAAGAUGUUAAAAUAUAUACUAUAUACUAAGACAAACAUUUGAUUAAUUGACGCUAGAUGUGAACCGUAUAUAACUUCUGACUCCUGGGAUGGGGGAGGCCAGAACUAGAGUUAUAGGUUUAGGGUGAAAGGGGAAAGAUAUAAAAGA
Molecule: messenger RNA, 2852 nt
Organism: Chiloscyllium plagiosum (whitespotted bambooshark)
Lineage: Eukaryota; Metazoa; Chordata; Chondrichthyes; Orectolobiformes; Hemiscylliidae
Source: RefSeq, a predicted model, not a curated record